This is a messenger RNA of Equus quagga, 3163 nucleotides long. RefSeq names its product calcitonin. Lineage: Eukaryota; Metazoa; Chordata; Mammalia; Perissodactyla; Equidae. The transcript is spliced from 4 exons. Gene Ontology annotation, molecular function: calcitonin receptor binding; hormone activity. Gene Ontology annotation, cellular component: extracellular region. The coding region runs from base 1672 to 2088 and encodes 138 amino acids. The record is from RefSeq and is a predicted model, not a curated record.
AGUGCCCGCUCAGACCCGGAGAUCCGCGGACAGUGGGAAGCUGCUUUCCCCGCACUCCACCCGCUGAGGGUGGCAACUAGGACCUCGGACCUUCCAGGCAGGCUUGGAGCAGAAAGCUCUGGCAGAGGGGUCCUGAAACCCUGUUGAGCAGGGGGUGAGAGGGUCGAGGUUCUACAUAAUUUGAUGUUAUGGAGCACGCUUAUUCUCGAGAGCGAGUGCAGGUACGGUGCGAGCGGGUCAUCAUCAUGCCAGUGUGUGCAUGCCAUCCCACAAGAGACUCGCAGGCACACUUGGGACGCAAUUGAAAGUGAACCCGAGCGGAUGUCCCUGCGAGCGAGUGUUUGUGAGUGCCUGUGCUUUGGAGAGCGGGCGCAUGUUUAGCACAGUAAUGAGUUCGUGUGUUUGAAAGAGUAUGCCUGGAAAUGUGAGCGUUAGUUUCCGCAGGGACUUUAAGCAGCGUCAAGCCUGCCCUGAUCUCUAGUGGAGGAUUCAAGCGCGAGGGACGUGGGUGCAGGGCCAGAAUCGCACGUCACUGUGACAUCUUGGCAAUCAGCAGCAGGAAGCUGGGGCAGCUGGGCAAACGGCUCGGACAGGCUGAACAGCGAGAGGUGAUGGAUGGCGGGGGGUGAGGGCGUGAAGGCAGGUGAUCGAGGCAGGGGGAGGGCUGGGGCUGCUUGGAGGCUGAGGAAGCACCUGUGCCUUGUACCUCCCCGCUGAGGCGCAGCAGGACGUAUGAUCCCUCCUAUCUACAUGCUAGACCACUCAGCGCAAGUCCAGGCAGCCACACAAGGUGGGGGUUCGGAAAGUAUGGAAUGUGACCUUACAGAAGCCCCUAUUUGAGCCAGAAGGCUCUUCUAGAUCCCUAUCUAGCUGGGUGCCAGACACAUGGCUACUGAUCACAACAUUCUUUCAAGAUGGGAAUAGGGUCCCCAUUUCAAAAUGAGAACAUUGAGGUGCUGAGAAGUUACUUGGUCAUGAUCCUACCACUUGGAAUUGGUGCAGCUGGAAUUGAGUUCAGGUCUGACAGAGUUCUUGCUCACUUCCGUCUCUUGCUUCCCAGGAUCCCUGCUCCUCUGUGGGUGAUUCCACCUGCCUGAAUCAGACAUCCUGCCUGGGCCCAGAAUCAACCCCCUGUGCCUUAACCCUCCAACUCUCACAUGGACAGGGAUCUAGGAUCAGUCUAGGGGAGCCAGGAGCCCCUACAGUCCUGGACCCUGCCCUACAAGAUUGCACAGCUGGGGAUGGAGGGGGCUUGUAUUGAAAACCAGUGGAAAUGAACAGGUGAAAUUUACCAUGACGUCAAACUGUGCUCAAAUUCCUGUUCAUUUCAAGGGUGUUUUUCCUUGGUCCCCACCCCUCCCACUUCCAUCAAUGACCUCAAUGCAAAUACAAGUGGGAUGGUCCUCCUGGAUGCUCCAGGUUCUGGACGUAAGCGGUGACACAAUCCACUGGGGCACAGGAUCCUUCCCCUCAUUGGCUGCCCAGAGCUCCUGGACCACCCAACACUCAAAGCAGAGGGAAUAAAAGCAGACGCUGAUGCUGGGAGGCAUCAGAGCCACUUUCCAGCUCAAGUGCCACAGAUACUUCGAGAGUGCCUUUCCCUGACUUCGACGCUGCUGCUGCCACUGUCUCUGUUCCAGGCUACCUGCUAGUACUUGCCCGAAAGGCGUCAUGGGCUUCUGGAAGUUCUCCCCCUUCCUGCCUCUCAGCAUCUUGGUCCUGUACCAGGUGGGCAUCAUCCAGGCAGCACCAUUCAGGUCUGCCUUGGAGAGCCUCCCAGAUCCUGCUGUACUCCCUGAGGAGGAAUCGCGACUCCUACUGGCUGCGCUGGUGAAGGACUAUGUGCGGAUGAAGGUCAGGGCGCUGGAGCAGGAGACAGAGGGCGCCAGCCUGGACAGCCCCAGAGCUAAGCGGUGCAGUAAUCUGAGUACCUGUGUGCUGGGCACAUACACGCAGGACCUCAACAAGUUUCACACGUUCCCUCAGACUGCAAUUGGGGUCGGAGCACCUGGGAAGAAAAGGGUCAUGGCCAGAGGCUUGGAGAGAGACCACGGCCCUCACAUUGGCACGUCCCAGGAUGCCUACUAAGCCCCUCCCUCUCCUUUCUAAUUUCUUUUCUUACUUCUUUCCUAUAAGUUAAUGCAUGUGGUCCUCUCUGCUUGUUCUUCGGGCUGGUAUGAGUGGCUUUCUUUAUGGCAGUUGAUGUCUGGAAGCUCAGAUGGGAGGAGAGAGAGCAGGACCUACAUACCAGAAGAGAAUCACCCAGGAAGAGAUCAGAGAGAGAGAGGGCAGCCCUGUGAGUCCCUGAGAAUUUCAUAGCAGAGCUUCUCACUCCAGCUUCUGAAUGUGCUUAUCAUUGGGGAAUAAAAGUAUAUUUCUAAAAAUAUUGAGCAGUGGUCAUUAUUGCUGUGGCCCAGAUCCCAGGCUUCAUGGUUUCAGGGACCUGUUUUAGAAGUAGCCUUAGCUCCAGGUAGCUGGACUCAGGGCAUGCUGGGUGGUCCCUGUGACCAACCUCAAGUAGCAAGAACAGGAGCCCAGAGGAGCAGGUAAGCACCUCCAUGACUUGAUGCUGCCAACUCUCUUCCUCUUCCAGGUGAGUCUGGGAAAUUUUCAUAUUCCUAGAAGGGUAUUUGGUGAUUUGAGUGGGAUGUAACUUCUAGACAAUCCUUGUGAUGGGGUUGGGGGUGGAGCCAUAAUUCUCUCCAGUCUCAUAAACUUUGGUUGAUCUUUAGUUUAUUAAUAUAGAAACGAUUAGCUGUUACAGCUCUGUGUCCCGUGGACAGUUACCUAGAGCCACCACUGGGUUUUCCGACACGUCUGGGAAUGUCUAUGGGGAGUGAUCAUGGCAUUUUCCCUAAUGGCAUAUGAUUUUCUGCUAUGAUAACUGUGUUUAGGAGAAACUCUUACGGUUCACUGGUGCCUCUCAGAGCAGUAAUUUAACCAUGAAGGUCCCAUGGGGCAGGAUCCUGCCCCCAGCCUCUCACUGACAGGCCUUUCUUUUUCUCCAUCCUGCAAAUCAGCAUCACUGCCCAGAAGAGAUCCUGCAACACUGCCAGCUGCUUGACCCAUCGGCUGGCAGGCUUGCUGAGCAGUGCUGGGAGUAUGGCGAACAGCAACUUGCUGCCCACUGAGAUGGGCUUCAAAGUCUCUGGCCGUCGCCGCA